This is a messenger RNA of Sorex fumeus (smoky shrew), 4611 nucleotides long. RefSeq names its product SH3 domain containing kinase binding protein 1 (gene SH3KBP1). The transcript is spliced from 19 exons. NCBI's taxonomy places the organism in Eukaryota, Metazoa, Chordata, Mammalia, Eulipotyphla, Soricidae. Gene Ontology annotation, molecular function: protein binding. The record is from RefSeq and is a predicted model, not a curated record. The coding region runs from base 81 to 2147 and encodes 688 amino acids.
CCGAUCCCCGCGCCCCGACCCCCGCGCCCGCCUCCGCCAACUUUCACGCUGCCUCGGCGGCCCGGCCCGGUUCGACGCCAAUGGUGGAGGCCAUAGUGGAAUUUGACUACCAGGCCCAGCACGACGAUGAGCUGACCAUCUGCGUGGGUGAGAUCAUCACCAACAUCAGGAAGGAGGAUGGAGGCUGGUGGGAGGGGCAGAUCAACGGCAGGAGAGGUUUGUUCCCUGACAACUUUGUAAGAGAAAUAAAGAAGGAAAUGAAGAAAGACCCUCUCUCCAGCAAAGCUCCAGAAAAGCCCAGGCACGAUAUAGCCAGUGGAAAUGCUUUGCUGUCUUCUGAAACAAUUCUAAGAAGCAACAGGAGAGGUGAGCGACGGCGGCGCCGAUGCCAGGUUGCAUUCAGUUACCUGCCCCAGAAUGACGACGAGCUCGAACUGAAAGUCGGUGACAUCAUAGAGGUGGUAGGAGAGGUAGAAGAAGGAUGGUGGGAAGGCGUUCUCAAUGGCAAGACGGGAAUGUUUCCUUCCAACUUCAUCAAGGAACUGUCGGGGGAGUCUGAUGACCUCGGCAUGUCCCAGGAUGAGCAGCUGUCCAAAUCAAGAAAGACUACCUUUGAAGGGACAAUUCUGUAUCGAGCCACAUCGGGAAAGACGGAGGGCCACAGACGUUAUUACAGUUUAAGGGAAACCACCGGCUCCGAAAGUGACGGGGGCGACUCAAGCAGUACCAAAUCGGAAGGCGCCAAUGGGACGGUCAUCACAGCAGCCAUCCAGCCGAAGAAAGUGAAAGGCGUGGGCUUCGGAGAUAUUUUCAAAGACAAGCCAAUAAAACUCAGACCAAGAUCGAUUGAAGUAGAAAAUGACUUUCUAGCAGUGGAAAAGACUAUUGGGAAGAAGUUACCUCCAACUACACCAACUCCAGACCCAUCAAAACCAGAAAUGGACAGCAGAACCAAAACCAAGGACUACUGCAAAGUAAUAUUCCCAUAUGAAGCACAGAAUGAUGAUGAAUUGACAAUCAAAGAAGGAGAUAUAGUCACUCUCAUCAACAAGGACUGCAUUGAUGUCGGCUGGUGGGAAGGAGAACUCAACGGCCGAAGAGGAGUGUUUCCUGAUAACUUCGUCAAGUUACUUCCACCAGACUUUGAAAAGGAGGGGACUAGACCCAAGAAGCCACCUCCUCCAACCGCUCCUGUCAUCAAGCAAGGGGCAGGCACCACUGAGCGAAAACAUGAAAUUAAAAAGAUACCUCCUGAAAGACCAGAAACGCUUCCCAACAGAACAGAAGAAAAAGAAAGACCAGAGAGAGAGCCAAAACUGGACCUACCGAAGCCUUCCGUUCCUGCCAUCCCACCAAAAAAGCCUCGGCCUCCCAAGACCAAUUCUCUCAGCCGACCAGGCGCACUGCCGCCCAGGAGACCUGAAAGACCCGUGGGUCCCCUGACCCAUACCAGGGGUGACGGUCCAAAGAUUGACUUGGUGGGCAGUUCGCUAGCCGGCAUCCUGGAUAAGGAGCUCUCGGACCGCAGCAAUGAUAUCGACCUAGAAGGUUUUGACUCCGUAGUAUCGUCUACUGAGAAACUCAGUCACCCCACCACAAGCAGACCAAAAGCCACAGGAAGGCGGCCUCCGUCCCAGUCCCUCACAUCUUCUUCCCUGUCGAGCCCUGAUAUCUUUGACUCCCCGAGUCCCGAAGACGAUAAAGAAGAACACGUUUCACUUGCGCACAGAGGAGUGGACGCAUCAAAGAAAACUUCAAAGACUGUUACCAUAUCCCAAGUGUCUGACAACAAAGCUGUGCUGCCCCCCAAGCCAGGGAGCAUGGCAGCAGGCAGCGGGCCUGCCCCGCUGGUGGCAGCAACACCCUCCCCACUGUCUUCUUUGGGAACAACUGGACACAGGGCCAACUCCCCGUCUCUGUUCAGCGCGGAAGGCAAACCAAAGACAGAGCCUGCAGCCAGCAGCCAGGCAGCCUUGGAGGAGCUGAGGACUCAGGUCCGUGAGCUCAGGAGCGUCAUCGAGACCAUGAAGGACCAGCAGAAACGAGAGAUUAAGCAGUUACUCUCAGAGUUGGACGAAGAGAAGAAAAUCCGCCUUCGAUUGCAGAUGGAAGUUAAUGACAUAAAGAAAGCUCUUCAAUCAAAAUGAAUACUUGAUAACCGAAAUUUGCGUUAUUCAUUCUGAGUCCUAGACUCAAAUUCUCUGCCCCAGCCAAAAUAACCGUGUGCCAAAAGAUUACAGGUUUGCCUCACUAUGUCCCUGUUUGAAAGAUUAGCACAAAAGUCUUGAUAGCACAACACAAAUUCCAUCCAAGAGGAGAAUAUUCCCCAUGGUCUAGUCCUGGGUCUGGCACUGGUUGUGACUUUAAAAGAGCAAAUUGUGCUAAAGGCUUUUCUACCAUGAGAUCUCAUGCGAAAUGAAAACUCAGGCAGUUUAGUCCAUAGUGGUACUAUUUUGAUGAUAUUUUCCAUUAAUAAAAUGUAACUUCAGAUUAUUCGUUUACAAGCUUUAUAAUUUUAUGAUUUUUUUAAUCGUGUUUUGUCACCAGUUCCCCCAUUGUGUGUAUCAUACCUAGUCCGGAGCGAGUGCCCUGUACUUUUGCUUCAGGCUGAAAGCUGCCUCGCUUUGUGUCGUCCUCUGAGAUUCUAUUCCAUACGCAAUUUGAGGCCCAACCUGUUCUCAUCCCUGCCAGCAAACCCCACCACCCUAAUCAAUUUUAGCUCACCUAUGAUGGUGUGUUUUCAAAAGGAGAAAGAGAAAACCUGGUAUUUGCAAUGAUCUGUGCCUUCUUUUUACCACCCUCUUGAUUGGAGCUUUUGUGAUGCAGCUACCAUGAUUCAAAAAACAAAACAAAUACAAAAAAAAACCCACAAAUAAACAAAAGAAAAAAAAAACAAUGUUAUUUUAGUCACUAUUCUAAGUCCACUAGAGGCCACUGUCUUCAAAGCUUCUUGUACCUUGCCACAGUUGAGACAUCUGUGAAGCCUGGUUUACUCGGUGGCGCCAGCUGCGACUUUUAAGUUCUAGUUUUAGGUUGUUAAUGGAACUAGAAAAAUGUCACCCCUGCUUGAUUUUCAUCAGCCAAGUUAAACCCCUGCUUCCUGUCCUUUGCACCUUUUGCGUGAACAGAAUAUGCAUUAUUGAAUCAAAAAUAAAUAAAAAUAAAAUGCAAUUAAAAAUACGGGGGGGAAGUUGUAUUAUUUACUGCACUGGGCUAUCCGUGUGUGUCAUUGUUUAAACUGUACUCAUAGAAUGUCAUUGGCCUUGCUCUCUUGUAACCCCUUUCUCAGGUCCAAGAGAAUGGGGAGGCUCUUGUUGAAGUGUAGCCAUCGGCUCUUUCUUGCAUUUAUGGUAUUGCUUUUUUUCUUUCCCAAGUAAACUGGUGUUUGCUUGUCUGCUUUCCCUUUGUAGCCAAUGAACAGUUCAGCCUUAGACUAUGUAAACUGUUUUUCUCAUCCUUAGCUAAAUAAGGGGCAUACUGUAUUGCAAGAUUGUCUGGGGAUUGGGGGGGUGGGGGUGGGAGUUGUCCUUUAAUGGCCCCUGAAGCUGUUUUAUGUGUUUCUAAAAGCUGCUUUGUCUAUUUCAUGAGUUUUAGAGUGAAACUAAGCAUUAAUAUAUUUGCACAACCACAAAGAAUGAGACUUGAUAACGCUGAAGGAGUGAUGCAAAAAAAUUCCAUUACUGAUCAUGGAAGUUAUUUGAAUAACUGUCUCUUUCCUUCUCUUUUUCCUUCCCUUAUCCCACCUUCUCUUGCCUACAUGCUCAUCCUUGCUGCUUGAGGCUGCUACUUCCCCAGAGUAUUUACCCAGAGCCCAAACACCCUGGCAUUUCAGGGUAGGGACACAGUUAAGGGAAGAGAAAGAAAGAAAUCCCCAGCCUUCAUUCCCAUGUCCGGACAUGCUGCCUCUGUAGCAGACAUGCCCAGUGUGCUCGGAGCCAGGAGCAUCCAGCGCCCAAGGGCAGCAUCAAACAUUCCUGUACCCCUUGACUGUUCUAAGCAUUUCUAUGUUAAACUUGAAGCCUUCAGAGAUUUCACACCACCUAAUAUACGAAUGAGGAUUGGGUUCUUUGACGUUUGUAUUUCCCAUUUACCCAUCCUGAAAAUCCCUAAUUUUCUGUAGAAAAUUAGGAAAGCCCUAAGUUUCUAUCCCUAGUUUUCUAUAAUGUGUAUACAGAGUAGGAUCGUUGAUAAUUGAAUAGAAAGGUUGCAGCACCCUCAUGGGGCACUGGUGACCUGGAGAAGAGAGGGCUACCAUCUUCCCUUGAACCUUUGGUUUUCUUUGUGUAAAGAGAGGGAGAGUUGAUGAUAGAAGUCGGUGUAUCCAGUUUCAUUACUGCCCCUUGGGCUAAAUCAGCAAGAGGAUUCAACAUCCUGGAAAUGGACAAGCCACUUCCUGAAUAGACACCACCUUUACUCUUUCAAAAUGAACCCAGCAAGAAUAUUGAAAGCUUGAAAGUAUCACUUUUGAAAAAAUUCUUUUGCAUUCAGCAUGGACUCAACCAGCAUCUAUGGAGAUUAUUUUUUUGCUUCAUUUUCUAAAGUUGUAUUUAGAAAAGUCUUAAGUAUUGUGCUUUGUAAAGAAGAUAAUUAAAAUGAAAUUUUGUGAAAAUA